AUGAAGCAAAAUCAAACAUUCAUCACAUAUUUCAUCAUAAAAGGAAUAUCUGAUGUUCCUGAGCUCCAGGCUCCCAUAUUUCUUCUAGUUUUACUCAUUUAUAUCAUUGUUCUUGUCGGGAAUAUGAGUCUUCUUCUCCUGGUCUGCCUGGACUCCCAUCUUCACACUCCCAUGUAUUUCUUUCUUGCUAACCUGUCCAUAGCGGACAUGACGUCUUCCACUGUCACCCUGCAUAAGAUCCUUGUAACCUUCAUCACUGGAGAUAAUACCAUGCUCUACUUGGCCUGUAUGGUACAAGCAUACAUGUUUGGAUCCUUGUCAGGACAUGCACUUUUCAUACUGACGGCCAUGAGCUAUGAUCGAUAUGUGGCGGUUUGUAGGCCCCUGAAUUAUCACAUUAUCAUGAACCUCAAGAUAUGUCUUAUAUUGGCCUCAUUUUGUUGGAUAUUUGGUUUUCUACAGGUCGUUCCUUUCAGCUGGUUUCUAUCCGAGAUCUCUUGUUUUUCCACAAACGUGAUUGAUCACUUCUUCUGUGACCUUGUUCCUAUCAUGAACAUUGCCUGCAGUGACAUAGUAAUACUGGAAAGUCUGAACUUCAUUCAAGGACUGACCAUCUAUAUCAUUACCCCAUUUCUUCUGACUUUUGUUUCGUAUGUUUUUAUAAUUAGAGCCAUAAUGAAGAUACGUUCCAGCUUUGGUAGAAGAAAAGCCUUCUACACAUGUUCUUCACAUCUCACGGUCAUCACGUUGCUCUACACAACUUUGAUCUUACAAUAUGCCAUACCUAAUAAUGGGUUGGGUUCUAAAAAACUAUUUUCUUUGUUUAACACAGCUAUGGUCCCUAUCCUUAAUCCACUUAUUUAUAGCUUAAAGAACAAAGACGUCAAAUCAGCUUUUAUAAAGGUUAUUAGGAAGUGUAAAGUGGAGAGCUUUACUGUAACUUAA
Bufo gargarizans (Asiatic toad) is the source of this 945-nucleotide messenger RNA. Its product is annotated as olfactory receptor 5B12-like. NCBI's taxonomy places the organism in Eukaryota, Metazoa, Chordata, Amphibia, Anura, Bufonidae. Gene Ontology annotation, cellular component: membrane. The transcript has a single exon. Gene Ontology annotation, molecular function: olfactory receptor activity; G protein-coupled receptor activity. Gene Ontology annotation, biological process: G protein-coupled receptor signaling pathway. The coding region runs from base 1 to 945 and encodes 314 amino acids. The record is from RefSeq and is a predicted model, not a curated record.